UCAGCAGAUUCAAUUCAGUUGAGUUUCAUCUGCCAAACAAGCUAUAAAGGAUACUCAAUUUAAAAAAAAUAAAUAAAUUUAAUAAAAAAAGAAAUAAACUAAGAAUUAAUAAAAUUUAGAACUUUAUUAAAUAUUAGUUUAAGUUUAGUAUUAAAAAGAAACCAAAUAAAAAAAGUCAUUUAAAAACGGAAAUAAAUUUCCAAAAAAAAAAAAAUUUGUUGAGAAAAUAAAAGAAAACUAAGAAAUUUUGUACGUGUUACGGAUACGUUAAGAAAAUACAAAAAUGAAAUAAAAAACACACAUACAAACAACAACAAUAAGAAACAUCAGCAGCAGCAGCAAUUUUAAAUAAGAGAUCAAACUACAAACGCAACUUAAGGUUUACAAUUUGAGUACAUCCAGCAAUCAUUAAGUGUGCGCUCGUGAACGUAGAUACAACAAAACGGAACAAAAAAGAUUUUUUUUUUAAAUUUCGUGGUGUUUAAAAUAUAAAAGAAAAUAUUUUUAAAAAAUAAAAAAAUAACGGAGCAUCUUAAAGAAAAAAAUAUUAAAUUUAUUUUAAAUAAAAAAUAUAUAUUGCUCAUUUUAAAUUUAAAUAAAAGAAAUUCUAAAGCAUUGCAAAAUAAAAUGGUGCAAUAGUGUUAAUAUUUUUCAAAAAAAAAUAAAAAUUAUAAAUAUUAUUAAAAAAAAACAAAAAUAAUAAUAAAAUAUCUACUACCUCAAAGCCAUACACUAACGGAUUAUUACACAUCUACAAAAUGUUGCAUAAAAUUUUUAUUAAACUGUGAUUUUUUCCAAAAAAAUAUUUAAAGUGAAAAAGUUUCCUGUUUUUUUUUCUAAAGAAAUUUUCUAAGAAAAAACUUAAACCUCUAAACAACGCAAUUUUUAAAAGCUAAAAACUUUAGAAACCUAAAACCUUAAAACAACGAAAUUAACAAAAUGUUAGUCGCCACAAAUGCCCAACAAACUGCCCAAAACAGUCCUAAAACCACAAGAUCGAAUACACCCAUUAAAAUGGAAAGACGUGAUUCUUCAUCUUCAUAUUCGUCCUUGGAAGAUUUGGAACAUGAGGGUAAAAAAUUGAAUGCUGUUACCUCAACGCCGGUGGUGACAAGUGAUGCUACAAUUUCUUGUGCUGUUAACUCUAUGACAAGAUCUAAUCAGAGAACGGAAACGGAUAAUAAUCUGCAUCAACGUAUGCAAGAAUCCGAUGAGGCUAAUGAUUAUGAUGAAGAUGAAUCGGCUGAUGAGAAAUCUUCUCAGCCACGUCAGCAAUUACACUAUAAACGCCGUUUAAGCGGUCGCAGUCUUACAGAUAAAACUGCCAGUGUCUUGCUGGAGUAUAAUGCUGAUAAUCCCAAUUCUUUACGCAAGAAAUUCCGUUUUAAUCGCUUUGUCCUCAACAAUGGUGAUGAAUCGGGUUUUGUUGAUACCAGCAAUAAUAGCCAAAUGUUGAAUAACUCAUCUUCAACUUUGGCUGCUGCCGCCACAAAUCUGACAAACUCAAAUAGUGUUGUAAAAUCAAAUAGUUCUUCGGAAACCUCUUCGCCACCCCAAAGUAAUGGUAAUUCUAGUCCAGAAUCGGGCAUAGGAGAACGUGAGGAUAUGAAAUAUAUGUGUCCCAUCUGUGAUGCCGUCUCACAAACAGCCCAUCAAUUUACAAAUCAUAUACGUUGUCACAAUUACGCCUCAGGUCACACGGAGAACUUUACCUGCCGUAUUUGCUCUAAGGUGCUCUCAUCGGCCUCAUCAUUGGAUCGUCAUGUUCUAGUGCAUACGGGAGAACGACCAUUUAAUUGUAAAUAUUGUCAUCUCACAUUUACCACAAAUGGGAAUAUGCAUCGUCAUAUGCGCACCCAUAAACAGCAUCAGCAUACUCAUCAUCGACGUAACUCGAAUGGAACAAAGUUCAACACAAACAAUAAUAAUAAUUAUAAUAACAACACAACAACGAAUCCCGCUGUAAGCAAAACAACAUUAAGCAAUGGACAAUUAAGUGAAGGCGUUAAAUUAUCAACAACAACAACAGCAGCAGACACAACGACAUCGUCAACAACAGUCACAAGCAUAGCAGCGCCAACAUCGCCGGUAACAGCAGCAGCAACAACAGCCACAAACACUGCUAAUGCUGCUGACAAUGAUUGUAAUCAAAAGGCAACAGGUGCUAAUGGCAAACGAUUAAAUGGUAACGCUAACUUAGAAAGUUAUGAAAGUGAUGGUGGCUGCUCAUCAGACUCAUCAGCAGGCCAUGUCAGCAACAACAAUAAUAACAACAAUGACAACCAAAAUAAUAAUAAUAACAAUAAUGAUUUAAAAAUUAACAAUAACUAUAAACGUAAACAUAGUGAAGAUCACCCUCAUCAAGAUGUAGUAGAUGCUAUGGAAAGCAAUCAUCAUGAUCUCUUAAAGCGACGUUUAAGACUCGAAACCAACAACAACAAUAACAACAGCGAUACCACAAACUCACCUGCCAACACCAAUGAACAGAAUAAUGAUCUUAUUAGCCGAAUAACUAGAGAAUCAGUUGUUUGUCCCGUUUGCAAUGAGAGUGAUUUUUCGGAUAAUAUGGCUCUUGAUCAGCAUAUGGAUAGUAAACAUCCGGAAAUACCAGCCAAAUGUAAAAACUGUGAUGUUUUAUUCCGUACCCAUCAUCAGCUCAAUAUACAUCCCUGUACGGCCGAUAUUAAGGGAUCCAUUAAUUUAUCUGUUAAACAGCGUCGUUUAAGUGAAAGUUCAAAUCAUCAUAACGAAGAAGAAGAUCGUGAGGAAACCGAAGAUCAUCUAAGGCAACGUCAUGAACUUUUUCAGCAUUUUAAAAAUGCCAUGGCUCAUAGCAAUUCCCACUCGUCACAUUUUAAUCAAGAUUUAACGGAGGAUGAUAUUAAAUCGGAACCUUCGGCUCAUGAUUCUAAGGAUUUGGCUGACAUUCAAUCGAUCUUGAACAUGACCGCCUCUUCAAGUAAUUCAAAUUUACUGAGAAAUUUUGAGCAAUCGGUAAAUACACCAUCCUCGCAAUAUAGUUAUGACAGGGAUGAAGAGGAGGCUCAAGAUGCUUUCACUUCGGAAUUCCGUAAAAUGAAAUUGCGUGGUGAAUUUCCCUGCAAAUUGUGUCCCGCAGUAUAUCCAAAUUUGCGAGCUCUAAAAGGACACAAUCGUGUACAUUUGAGUGAAGCCGGUCCCGCAGGUCCUUUCCGCUGCAACAUGUGCCCCUAUUCAAUAUGUGACAAAGCCGCCUUAAUACGUCAUAUGCGUACACAUAAUGGCGAUCGUCCCUAUGAGUGUGCAGUUUGCAAUUAUGCCUUUACCACAAAAGCCAAUUGUGAAAGACAUUUACGUAAUCGUCAUGCCAAAACGACUCGAGAGGAAGUUAAACGUGCCAUUAUUUAUCAUCCCUCAGAAGAUUCAUCCUGUGAUGAUACCAACAAAAAAUUGCAUAUGUUUUCAUCCGAAUUGGAUGAUGAUUGUGAUUUAAUGUCAUACCAUCAGCAUCAGCCCAAAGAUCGUUCAACUCCUGUAUCUCAUCUCAAGGAGAGACUGACUUUGGGUGAAAGUCCUUCAUCGAAACCAGUUAAGAUUCAGGUGAAAAAUCUUGAAGAUCUUUUAGAUAAAUCAACAGCUUCUUCGGGAUAUCAUGAUAGCUAUGACAAACGUAAUGUUGAUACAUCGCAAGCUCCAAUUGAUAUGAGUAUGGAUGUUUUGGAUUUGAGUAAAAAACCCAGUGCACCACAGCCACCAGUCCAAGAAGAAAAGAUUGAAUCUUCUUUACCUUUGCUCUCGUUGCCCAAACAAGAUGCCAACCUUAAUACUGAAGUGAUUACCAACAAAGUCAUUCCUUCUGAAGUUGAUCCAAAAUUAGAUGUUACUGCCUUGGAUAAACAGCACCAGCAGUUACUUUUGGCCCAGCAGCAGUUACUCAGUGAUCCUAAUCAAUUAAUGCAGCAAUUAUAUAGAAAUCUUCUAUUUCCUCAAUUUCCUCCAUUCUUUAUGCCCAACACUUUUAUGAAUAAUAACUUCACUGACUUUCAAAAACUGGCUCCCAUUCUAACACGUAUGAUGGGUGGAGUAGCAGCAGCAACUUUGCCAAACAACGAUCUAGAAAAGCCAUCAAAUUUGACACCUCUCAACACCAAUAACUCACCAAGCAUGCCACAAAUGAGUCCGUUAUUAACUGAAAAAUCAAAUCCAUCUACUAUGGCUUCAAUGUCAUCACCCAAGAGUCUACAUUCACCAAAUCCUAAUCAUGUAUCUAUGCCCAGACAUAUGAUGGCUCCAGCCGCAUCUUCACAUUCCCCAAAUCUGCCACCCACCAUGCUAUCUAAUGGUCCUAUCAAAAUGGUGCUCAAAAAUGGUGUGUUCAUGCCCAAACAAAAACAAAGACGUUAUCGUACCGAACGUCCUUUUGCCUGUGAACAUUGUUCGGCUCGUUUUACUUUGCGCUCCAAUAUGGAACGUCAUGUCAAACAACAACAUCCCCAAUACUAUGCUCAACGUCAACGUAGUGGUCACCAUGUUAUGCGUGGUCGUGGUGCUAGCAGCGCUGCUAAUAUGAACAAUAUCACUCAUUUACAAGCUGCCGUUGCCCAGGCUCAUUAUGGCUCUACACCUCCCUCGAUGAGUUCCCAUUCUCCAAUUUCGGAACAGGUUAAAUGUGCCAUUUUAGCGCAGCAACUUAAGGCUCGCAAAGAUACCGAUUUGCUACAACAAGCCUUAGCUCAUGGCUCCAACAGUGUAGCCAACUCAAAUAUGUUUUCUCAACAAGGACCCAACCUAAGCAAUGGACAACCACCUUUUUUUGGUUUCAAUCCUCAUCAUAAUCAUCAUCUAAGUCAAAAUGGUACACCUAAUGGUUCAAUGGAAGAUGAUGAACCCAAGCUAAUAAUUGAUGAAGAUGAUGAAGAGGAGGAAGAAGAUGAAGAUGACGUUGAGGAAAUUCACGAUGAUCAGGAUGAAGAGGAAGAACAAGAUUUGGUGAUAAAUGAAAGCGAAGAUAAAAUAGAAACACGCCAUUUACCAACUACUGUUGAAGAGGUAAAACUCAAAGCGGAUCCUCCUCAAGAAUCGGCUAAAAAAGUGGCUGAAUCUAUUUUGGAACAAGCCAUUAAAGCAAGAACUGUAAGCUCAUUUGCUAAAACAACAGAUUCUGCUACGGUGACCUCCAAUAACAAUACUAUGAAAUCGAUGAUUGCUCAAGCUCCAGCAGUGGGAAAAUUUUUAAAAGAAGUGGCAAGUUCUUCAUUUAAAGAUGAAUCUCAAGACUUGGUCUCUGUUUCCGAAUUAGUCGAUAAUGCCACCAAUAAUUCAGUGUCAUUCAAUAACUAUUUCCGUCCUUCCGAUGUGGCCAACCAUAUGGAACCAAGCGAUGAAGAUGGUUUAGUGGCAUCCUCAGCCAGUGAAAGUAAUAAUUCGGGAGCCGAAGACACUGUAUGCACUGAAAAACCCAAAAAGAAGUCAGCUUACAGUUUGGCACCCAAUCGGGUACAUUGUCCCUACUGUCAACGUAUGUUCCCCUGGUCCAGUUCCUUGAGAAGACAUAUUCUCACUCAUACCGGACAGAAGCCCUUCAAAUGCUCUCACUGCCCACUUUUGUUUACCACUAAAAGUAAUUGUGAUCGUCAUCUUUUGCGCAAACACGGAGAUGUAGAAUCCGCCGUAUCGGUAUAUGUACCAACCGAAGAUGUUUCCGAACCUAUUCCUUUACCCAAGUCUGUGGAAGAGAUAGAGAGAAUGCAAAGAGAACGCGAAGAAGAGGAACGCAAACGUAAAGCUGAAGAACAAAGAGAACGUUUAGAGAAAGAGCAAUUGGAAAAACAAAAGUUUGAACAGGAACAGCAACAAAAACAAGCAUUCCUUAAGCAUUUGGCUGUCGCACAAUUUCAACAGCAAUUUAACCAAAAAACCGAAACCAAUGCAGUUUCCUCUUCAGAACUACCCUAUAAAUGCCACUUGUGCGAAAGUUCAUUUGCGGAACGCUUACAAUGUCUAGAACAUAUUAAAUCUUUACAUGCACAAGAAUUUGCUUUACUGCUAUCAAAGGGUGCCAUUGAAAAUGAAACUGACUCAGCUCAAAUGACUUCAACCGAAGAAGAUGAACGUCAACGCUCUACCGAAGAUGGUGCCAAGGGUGGCAAGUAUCCCGACUAUAGUAACCGUAAAGUCAUUUGUGCCUUUUGCAUGAGACGUUUCUGGUCUACCGAAGAUCUACGACGACAUAUGCGCACUCAUUCCGGUGAAAGACCAUUCCAAUGCGAAAUCUGUUUCAGAAAAUUCACCCUUAAACACAGCAUGCUUCGCCACAUGAAGAAACACAAUGGUCUACACAUAAAUGGCAGUCAGUCGAACAAUGAUAAUUUGGCCAAUGGCAAUUCCGGCUCUGAUUACUCCGAUGAUGAACAAAGUCCAAACACAAUGCCUACACCAGCAAUGCCAUUGCCCAGUACCAGCAUUAAUGCACUCUUAAUGGGUUCAAAAUUCCAAGAACUGCUAAGCAAAGCUAACGAAUGGAGAAAUGGUAAUUUGAAUGCAUUGCGUGAAGGUAAAGAAAACAAUGCAGAGGAAACAAAUACACCUCAAACAUCAGAUUUAAUUGGUAAUUUGUUGGGUAUCAGCGAUCAGGGUAUUUUGAACAAAUUAAUGUCAUCACCGGAUGAAGCUGCCAAAUUUCUGGGUGUUGACAAGUAAACUAAAGAUUAGUUCUUUGUAUUUUUAUCUCAGUCAAUAGGACCCAAGUCGUAAUAUGGUGCCUGCUAAAAGAAUUGGAAUUAUUUUCUUUUAAAGCUAACAACUUGUUGGGACUUGAUUAAAUGAGAUUCAUCAUCUCGAAUCUGCUCAGAUAUUACUUAAGUAAUUCUCUCUCUCUCUCCUUCUCCCUAACUAACUUUCUCUAAUGAAAACGCUGUCUCGCUCUAGUCAAUUGCUUAAUUACUCUUCAUAAAAUGGAAAGAAAACGUUCUAUUGAACAGUUCUUAAAAUGAAUUAAUUCAUCAAACAAAAAAAAAGACAUGAUUUAACAAAAACCAAAGCUAAAAACAAUUAUUUAGACUUAAUAUUGAAUAAGUUAGUUUUAAUUAUCAUACUAGUAUUCAUAGUCCUAAAUAAUCAUAAACAAAAUUAGUUGUAAUUUAUUAUUAUAAAAAAAGAAACAAAGAAUUCAAUUUUAAAAUCGUUGUGAACAAAUAUUGAAGAAACAAUGAAAAUCGGUGCAACCGCUUUAAUAGUUUAUAAAAACAAAACAUUUUAUUAUUUAAAAAAAAAAGCAAAAAUAAAAAACAAAAGACUUUUUCUUAAAAAAAAAAAACAAAAUCAAAAUAUAACAAAUAGUGUUACAUUUAAAAUGCUUACAAUUUUCAAAUACCAAGACUUACAAACUUAAGUACUUAAACAUACAUAUUUAGCAAAAUGCCUUAAAAUGGUAUUACAAAUAUAUACAAAAACAAAAAUCCCCAUUAAAAAAUAAUUUUAAUUUUUUUAGCUCAUAGUUUAGUUUAAAUAAUUGUAAUUUUGUAGUUUUAAUUAAAUAUUUAGUGAUUAGAUAUUGAAACCUGUA
Lucilia cuprina (Australian sheep blowfly) is the source of this 7543-nucleotide messenger RNA. RefSeq names its product zinc finger protein 236 (gene peb). Lineage: Eukaryota; Metazoa; Arthropoda; Insecta; Diptera; Calliphoridae. The transcript has 3 exons. Gene Ontology annotation, molecular function: DNA-binding transcription activator activity, RNA polymerase II-specific; RNA polymerase II cis-regulatory region sequence-specific DNA binding. Gene Ontology annotation, cellular component: nucleus. Bases 940 to 6678 code for a protein of 1912 amino acids. Gene Ontology annotation, biological process: regulation of transcription by RNA polymerase II. The record is from RefSeq and is a predicted model, not a curated record.